Messenger RNA from Papilio polytes (common Mormon), 1686 nucleotides. RefSeq lists its product as uncharacterized. The record is from RefSeq and is a predicted model, not a curated record. The transcript is spliced from 3 exons. Lineage: Eukaryota; Metazoa; Arthropoda; Insecta; Lepidoptera; Papilionidae. The coding region runs from base 382 to 780 and encodes 132 amino acids.
GCUCUGACUCUCUCUCUCGCUCGUCCCUCGUCCUCUUCGUCCUCGUCCCAUUCUGUCAAAUAACUUCGUUCAGUGAUCGCGUAUAUUUCGUCGUCAGCUAUUUGGAUCAAUGAUAUUGUAUUUGUUAUGAUCAGUGAUCAUACGUCGAAUAACAACAUCGACGGCUAGAUACGAUCGGAUAAAGACAAGGUUAAAGUGACGGUGGCCAAGUGUUGUUGCGUAAAUAAUUGAGCAACCGGCGGUCGUAUCCACGACGAAAUGAACCGCUUUUUGCAAAAUAGUCUAGAUAAAGUCUAGAGUGGUGUGUGCCAGUGCGGGACCGAUGCGUAUUUUACGCCCUUGCUUUAUUUUAUUGCUAUUUGGUGAUCCAGAGUGACAAUCAUGGGGUCCACGGGGCUGACUUUGGCAGAUUUACCAAACAUUUUUAUAAUGCUAGGCGCCCUCGUUGCUUUGUUCGUGAUGCUAGUCAUACUUCUUAGGAACAUGGAAGUGAUCGGCAUAGUGGGCGAGGGCGGCGCUGGCGGCGAGGCGCGCGGGCGGGCGUGGGCGCGCAGCAUGCCGCCGCCGCGCGUGCUCAUGCAGCGCGUGCACAUACCCUUUACCUUCAAGCUGGUCGAGAACCUGCCCGUCUCCUACUCGGGCGUGGAGUGCGUGGUGUCGUCGCGAGUGCGCUACUGGCGCGCUAGCUGGUGGGGCGCGCCAGUGCGCGAGCUGCACCUCGCGCUCUGGGCCGCGCUGCCGGACAUCCUCGCCAGCGACCACCUCACCUUCGAAAAGUGAGUGCCCUUCCCUUCCUUACCAGGUCUUAUUGGAAUUUUAGAUAUUUCAUCCGCAAGAGUUUCUGUAAGGGCAGUAGAUGCUCUGUGGCAACUGGGUAUAUCAGCGUGACGCGUUCUCAUAUUCCCUUCAUUGCGUCAUGCUUACGUCACCGCGUCUUCGGCGCAACUUCCCACCGCGAGUCACGGGAAAAUCACUGGGUGCGAUGGACGACUUUUACACAAGACGCAGCUAUCAUUAUUUAGUACAAUAUGAUGAUGAUAAAGUUAAUGAUAUAGGUAAUGCUAUAAACUAUGUUAAGACCUAGGAACCUGACGGCGUGCGCCUGCGCACCUACUGGCUCCAUAUUUAUGUUUGCAAACAGUAAUUUGAGCAGUUUGCGGUGAAGCCAGCACUUGUUGGUAAGACUCAGCGGCGCUGCUAAGACAAGUUGCUUGGGGGAAAAGGGGUCUUAGAAAAAUGGGCAUGAAAAAUGUCAAAGGGCGCGGCGGCGGGCGAUCCGUCAAGGUCAUCCUGUACGUCUUACCGCUUUGUGAUAGUAAAUGAGUCUUAAUGGACCUGAAUAAUGUUAAAUUUCAUUUGCAUUAUUUAGCUUACAUUUGCAAUAAAUACGCAAAUGAUUUAAUCGUCCCAUGUCAUUAAAAGUUUUAAAUAAUUACCUUUGAUAGUUUUUUUUAGCGCGGAACACUUUUGAUAUAAAACUUUGUAUACUUUCUGCUAAAUAAUCAACUUUGCGUAAUAACUAUAACCGUAAAUUUGCUUUAUAAUUUAUAGUAUGAAUCGUCAAGUAAAAAAUUGAUAAAACAAAUUUAAUAAUUAUUUGAACCAACACAACGAUCCAAAAACGUUCAGCAAAUAUUGAGGUAGAUUCGCGCGGCGCCGACCUCGAGCCUCGCGCCGUCGCCCACC